AUGCCACUUGAUAAUUACGGUGUCUGGAAAGCUACCCCUGUAUGCUACAAAGUUGAAUACAAGGAGGAUGACAGCAAAAGCCCGCAUUUAUCACUAUACUUCAGUGAUAAAGGUGGACUAAGCCACCAUUCUGGAAAAAAGUUUCGUCGGGCCAGCCGAGACAACAAAGAAAUCCCAGGGCUCUUCAGAGCAGCAAUUAAUAUCAAGUCGGGUGACCAGAAUGAAUCGAGACUCACCUACUGGGUGAAUCAUGACUUCAAACACCCGAUGGUCAACAGUCUCGCCGACCUAUCUUCGGACUUUCAUCCCCUCGAAGAAACGGAGCCGACACCUGCUGGUGUGAGACUCGACUUUAUCCGGAGCAACUUAUUCAACGUCAACACGGGUCGAAUUUUACCCCAUGACGAACCAGGCUUGAACAACGAUAUCAUUGACGUUCUAGAACCUGAAGUCAAACAGGCGAUUGAUUCCGAGGCCGUUAUUUACCUAUUCGGAGAAGCGUUCAGUGAUCGAAAGGGUAUUCAUAAUGUGCAUAUGAACCAAGGCAAUGUUAAGCGAUUCAGAAAUGAUGAUGGUGUGUUCCAAGAUGGUGGACUUUUGAUCAACUAUCCAGACUCAGGUCGAUGGGUUGGGGUGUUUCUCGGGUUCGCAUCACAAGCUGCGCACACCGAUGAUGACACAGGGCAUGCCAUACCAUCAUCAGAGACUUGGGCCGACUAUUUAGAGACAGCGAAGGGAGAAGUCGAGCUGACCGAGGACUCUGUGAUCAUUGAUGAGGCUUUGAUCAACCCCGAGCCAGGUGGGCUUCGAGCCAGGUCAGUCACUCUCAAAAAUCCCAAAGACCGUAAGAUGUCCUUGUCUUCCUGGAAAAUUAAGAAUUCAGCUGGGGAAAUCCAAAAAAUGCCGCGCAAUGCAGCUUUGGAUGCGAAGUCAACACAAGUUUUCAAUAUUCCGGAUGUCCAUCUCUCCAAAAUUGGUGAUACCAUCACACUGUUGAAUGAACGAGGAUUAAAAGUUGACGGGGUAAGCUAUCGCUCUCAACAGGGGGUUGGUAGACAACCGGUUGUUUUUGUUCAUUAA
Molecule: messenger RNA, 1080 nt
Organism: Penicillium digitatum Pd1
Lineage: Eukaryota; Fungi; Ascomycota; Eurotiomycetes; Eurotiales; Aspergillaceae
Source: RefSeq, a predicted model, not a curated record